AUGGGCCAACAUACUGCGAAAGGGCGCGACGAUGCUAUUGAGGGCCGGCCUCUACUUUCGUCAUCUGACGAAGUGCGGCCGAGCAGCCCAACGGACGCGUCCCCAACCCGUCAUGUCUCGCGCUGCAGUUGGCCAUGGAUAUAUGUCAUCUCCUUGUGCAUAGGUGUCGCUGUGAUAUCUGAUAUAGGGGAGUCGCUCUUUGCUGCGCCCAGAGUCCGCCUCUUCGAGUCUGUCGCGUGCACCGAUUAUUACUCAACGGUGGACCCGUCGUUGAUUGGCAGAGAUGGCCAAGUUCCUGAACGUCUAUGCAAGGUCGAUCCGGUGCAAGAUAAGGUCGCUUCAAUACUCGGAUGGCAGUUUUUCUUUGACAGUCUGCCGGCAAUCCUACUUCCUGUGCCCUUUGGCUAUCUCGCCGACCAAUAUGGCCGGAAAUGGAUCAUGACCCUAGCAAUGAUGGGCUAUUUACUUUCUUGUGCAUGGCCACUGUUCGCCUUGGGCGUGCUCCACUUGUCUUUGCGUUCUGUGUGGGCAUCCUCACUCUUCUUCCUCAUCUGUGGUGGACCGACUAUAGCAACGACUAUGCUCACUACCAUUGUGGCGGAUGUCGUGCCAUCGGAUUUCAGGAGUACUGCGUUCUUCUAUCGAUUUUGCGCAGACUUAGUAGCGGAACUCGUUGCGCCUCCUGUAGCCUCUGCAUUGAUGGCCAAGAGUUUAUGGUCUCCACUCUUGCUAGCCUUGGCUUUUCAAGCCGUCGCCGUCUUGAUGAUGGCAGUCGCUGUACCAGAGACGUUGCCAGUCCCUUAUGCACAAGACCACAGCUCGGAGACUGCGGACUCCCAAUCUGCUACCAGUGUUCGGCAAAUAGCUGGUGUAGGAACUCUAUAUGAGAAAUGGCAGGAGCAAGUGCGCAAGGCAAGCGAUUCAUUUGUUUUCCUCACACGGGAUGCUACUGUGGCUGCCUUAGUUUUUACAUUUAUGAUAUCUAAAGUUGGACGGCAGGCCAGCAAUAUCCUCUUCCAGUAUGUGUCUAAAAGAUACGGGUGGAGUUUAUCCCAGGCGGGCAUGCUCUUAUCUUUGCGCGCGGCAGUAAACAUUGUGCUGUUCACUGUCAUACUUCCAUCAAUUGCAACUUUAGCUCUUUCCAGAUGGGGUCUAAUCCUUUUUACUCUUGGCACGGGUUUCCCACCAAUACUUCGCAGCCUGGUAACUUCCUUGGUUGAGUCUCAUCACGAGAGCAAGACCAGUGAUAUUGCUCGGUUGUAUGCAGUGAUUUCCGUCGUGGAAGGUAUCGGGAGCCUUGUGGCGGCACCAGGUAUGGCACUUGCUUUCCGCAUUGGCAUAAAAUUGGGCCAAGAAUGGCUAGGAUUGCCCUUUGGUUUUGCUGGAGUACUUUUUGGCUUGGUUGCGAUUAUCGUGUUCAGCGUCAAAGUCAAAAAUUGA
This is a messenger RNA of Truncatella angustata, 1440 nucleotides long. Its product is annotated as major facilitator superfamily domain-containing protein. Gene Ontology annotation, biological process: transmembrane transport. NCBI's taxonomy places the organism in Eukaryota, Fungi, Ascomycota, Sordariomycetes, Amphisphaeriales, Sporocadaceae. Gene Ontology annotation, molecular function: transmembrane transporter activity. The record is from RefSeq and is a predicted model, not a curated record. The transcript is spliced from 5 exons. Gene Ontology annotation, cellular component: membrane. The coding region runs from base 1 to 1440 and encodes 479 amino acids.